UGCCGGAUUGAAGAUGAAGCACGAACAGAACUACGUCGCUGCAAAACCCAGUUCCAAGAGAGUCUCAACAAGUUGAAAGUCAUGCCACGAUGAGGCCCCUCUCAACCCGAUUGAUUGCUCGAGCCUGCCGACAUGCUUCAGGGGGUCAAGAGGCGUCGACGCUUGAAGUCAUGCUGUUUCGAGUGGAGUCUUUGCUGCGGAACAGUCGAGUCAGCUCACAUGUCUUGAUGAUUCCGCUACAUGUGGUUCCUUUCAGCAAGAAUACGCGCUGCUGAGGCUGUGGUUGAGUAGCG
Ceraceosorus bombacis is the source of this 293-nucleotide messenger RNA. NCBI's taxonomy places the organism in Eukaryota, Fungi, Basidiomycota, Exobasidiomycetes, Ceraceosorales, Ceraceosoraceae. The record is from the annotation of a GenBank genome assembly.